AUCAGCGAAAAAACACACUGCUCUCCAACACGGAUGUGGUUCGCAGGAGAAGGACGGCGCCGAUUGGUCGAGACCGGCGCUCCCGGUGACGUCAUACAGGAAGUUGUUUCCCCUCUCCCGGAUGGAGGAGCCGCCGCUGCCUGGAUCCGUCAGACGCGGAGCAGCAUCUUCUCCAACAACAACAACAACAACAACAGCAACACCGACACCGACACCGACACCGACCUCCCUGCUAAUCUUCCGAACUAUGACCAGAGCCGAGGAGCGAUCCACCGAACCGAUUCAGGGCUGGACCUUGUGGUGAUGAGCGGUGUGUGCCAUGCAGAGGAGACACAGCAGCAACACGGAUGGCAUGCCCUCAGAAAGGAGCCGAAGCCAAACACUGGGAUCAGAGAGCAGCCUCGAUGAGGGUGGUGUGUUCGACUGCCUGAAGCCUGACUCAGCCGCCUCACCCCAGCAGAUCUUCUCCGGCCUCGUGGGCGUCCCCUCCGGCUCCGUCUCCACUGCCCAGUUCCAGGCGGCCGGCUUAGUCCUGGGCUCGCCCCCGGAAGUCUUUAUCCAGAUGACCGCCUCGUCCAGAGAAGAAGGGGGCCCGCACCGCUCCGAGGGCGGACCCUUUCUCCCUCGGCCGCCGCAGCACCACCAUCACCUCAGCCACCACCACCACUUCCACCACCAGCCGCUGCAGCACAGGACGUCCUCUCUGCUCCAGCAGGCCACCGCCACUCCGGGCUUGGAGAGACACGGCUCCAGGGAGGAGUCCCAGGAAGACCCGUCCACCCCGGCCCCGGCACUGUCCGAGCUGAAGGCAGUCGUCACUUGGCUGCAGAGGGGUUUCCCCUUCAUCCUAAUUCUGCUGGCUAAAGUCUGCUUUCAGCAUAAGCUAGGUAUUGCUGUGUGCGUGGGGAUGGCCAGCACAUUCACCUACGCCAACUCCACAUUUAGGCACCAAGUGUCAUUACGGGAGGAACGUUCUGUAUUUGUUGCUCUUUGGAUCUUGACGUUCCUCGCGGGGAAUAUCUUCUAUGUCUACUACACAUUUAGUCACGAGGAGCUGCACAACAGCCUCAUAUUUGCCAAGCCCAACCUCGAGGGCUUCGACUUCUUUGACCUGAUUUGGGCAGUGGGCAUCACUGACUUUGUCCUGAAGUACUUCACCAUCGGCCUGAAAUGCUUUGUCCUCUUUCUGCCCAAGAUUCUCCUGGCGUUCAAAUCCAGGGGUAAGUUCUACCUGCUCAUUGAGGACCUGAGCCAGCUGUUCAGGGCACUGGUGCCCAUCCAGCUGUGGUACAAGUACAUCAUGGGAGAAGACCCCUCGAACAGCUACUUCCUGGGGGCCACACUCAUCAUCAUCUACAGCCUCUGCAAGUCCUUCGACAUCUGUGGACGCGUGUCGGCCAUAUGCAAGGCGUUGGUCGUGCUUUGCAGCUCCCAGAGUUAUGGAGUGAGGGCCGGCAGUCAGCAGUGCAGCGAGGCGGGGGACGUCUGCGCCAUUUGUCAGGCUGAUUUCAGAGAUCCCGUCGCCCUUCUCUGUCAGCAUGUGUUCUGCGAGGAGUGCCUGUGCUUGUGGUUCGACCGGGAGAGAACGUGUCCGCUGUGUCGCUCCACCGUCGUCGAGACCCUGCGCUGCUGGAAGGACGGCACCACCUCGGCUCACUUCCAGAUAUAUUGAGCUAUGGCGGCAUGACGACGUGCUCCCGGAGAGACGCAACUGUGCUUUAAUGCAAUUUGGGUGUCGUGUUUCUCCGUUUAUCUUAGUGCGGUUCUUCUUUGAAUCAGAUUCAUGCACAAUUGCGGGAGUACACAAUGGGCAAGGGGGUUUUAAUUUUUCGAGAACAUACUUAGGUCGCAUUAUUUUCAGUGUGGACAAGUUGAGCAUCAAAUGAAGCUGCUGGUUGGAGCCACAUGCUUAAACAUCAAGAUAAAGCUGCACUAUUGUCACUCAGUUAUGGCAAUCAUCUCAUGUUCGUGUACUUGUUGACGUAGCCACUGCUGCAAACUGAACAUCUAUUUUACAUUGUGCACAAGAUGAAAGAAUGUGAAUGUUUGAUUCAGUGCAGUAGCAAAGUUAAUGAUAACUAAUUUCUUGGAGGUAUUCUUUUUUUGCAUGUAUAGCUUCUCGAUUACUUGUUUUUAAAAAAAUAUAUAAUUAUGUUGUUAUUUUUUAUUUUAAGGUUUUCAAUAUUCCCUUAAAAAAAAACACCUAUUGAACAAAAGGAAAAUGUCUCGGAUUAGAUUAUGAGUAUAAAACAUUUCUUCAAACAUUUGUCUGUAGUUAACAACAAGAACAAAAAACGAUAAAGGUUUUUUUGAUAUCAAGUAAUGAACAUAGGGUGAUGUGUGACUCUUAGUUAUCCUGACUGUAAACUGUGCGUAUAAUGUGGUGCAGUUGACUUUCUAAACGUUUUCAUUUUAGCUCGUGUCUGAUCAUCGUCCAUGUUGCGAACUUCAUUUCGCAGGUUUUCUCUGUGAACAUUGUUGAUAUGAAUAAUUUCCUUUAGAACAAUUCUCUGUUCGCUUACAUAAUAUGACAAGGUUUUCAGUUUUAUUUAAUUAAAGCACUUUAGCUCAUUUA
This is a messenger RNA of Scophthalmus maximus (turbot), 2575 nucleotides long. It is a transcript of the gene rnft2, whose product is annotated as ring finger protein, transmembrane 2. Gene Ontology annotation, molecular function: ubiquitin protein ligase activity. The transcript is spliced from 10 exons. The coding region runs from base 320 to 1672 and encodes 450 amino acids. Gene Ontology annotation, biological process: positive regulation of ERAD pathway. The record is from RefSeq and is a predicted model, not a curated record. NCBI's taxonomy places the organism in Eukaryota, Metazoa, Chordata, Actinopteri, Pleuronectiformes, Scophthalmidae.